Molecule: messenger RNA, 2012 nt
Organism: Meleagris gallopavo (turkey)
Lineage: Eukaryota; Metazoa; Chordata; Aves; Galliformes; Phasianidae
Source: RefSeq, a predicted model, not a curated record
GUCUCUCUUGUUUCUAUAAAUCAAACCAAGAAGUCUGACAUGGAGGAGGUGAAAAAUGGACAUCCGCCAGAAGAAUUGCUCGAUCACUUAAAGCUUUCUGAUCAGAAGUCAGCAGAAAGCAGCAGCUCAUGGGCAUCUGGCCCCAAAGAUGCCCAGAAUCCUCCAAACAUGGAAAGUGGCGAUAUACCAUCUUCAGCCAAAGAUCCCACCACAGCAGAUGAGUGUUUCCAUGACUGUCGUGACUCCUUUGAGGUGAAAGAGCCUGUACUGGAUGAUGAGGGAAAUUCACAGAGUGAUGAGAAUAGCACAAGGAAGCAGACAGAGCUAGAUGAGGAAUACUUGCUAGAACUGGAAAAAGAUAUGCCAGAGGAAGAAAAACAGAAAAGAAGAAAGGAAAGCACAGCACUGAAGGAGAAAGGAAACGAACAGUUCAAGAGAGGAGAGUACGGAGAGGCAGAAGACUCUUACACAAAGGCUCUGCAAAUUUGUCCAGCCUGCUUCCAAAAAGAUAGGGCUGUUUUGUUUUCAAACAGAGCUGCUGCAAAAAUGAAACAGGACAAGACAGAAGCAGCCCUAAAUGACUGCAGCAAAGCAGUGGAAUUAGAUCCUAACUAUAUUAGAGCUUUGCUGAGAAGAGCAGAACUACAUGAAAAAACAGAAAAACUAGAUGAAGCUCUGGAAGAUUAUAAAGCAAUCCUAGAAAAAGACCCAUCAGUUCAUCAAGCCAGAGAAGCUUGUAUGCGAUUACCUAGACAAAUUGAAGAGCGGAAUGAAAAAUUAAAGAAAGAAAUGUUAGGCAAACUGAAAGAUCUUGGGAAUUUGGUUCUCCGCCCCUUUGGCCUGUCAACAGAAAAUUUCCAGAUAAAACAGGAUUCAUCAACUGGCUCAUAUUCCAUCAAUUUUGUUCAAAAUCCAAACAACAAUAGAUAACAUGAAUUCAGCCUAGUUCUGCUGGCUUUCAGGCUUCGUGACCAUGUGCUUGCACGUACCAAUACAAGGAUUCAGCAAACAUUCUUCACUCUGUCCAAGUGAAGAUAGACUCAAGCAAGUUCAUUUCCCUGCUUAUAAAUUAUUUACAACGUGAAUGUAAAGAAAGUCAUUUGACUUCUUUUAGUGGUAACUAUGUCCUGUGUGUGAUUCUUCACUUGCAGUAUUUGGCUUGUCCACCAGUCAGGUACAUUAUUUUGGCCCAUUCAAUGCUGGUGAGAAAAUUCUAGCGAGCAGUUCAGUUGAAUCAAAAUGCCCAUGCACCUGUGGCCAAGAACAAAGCCAAAUGGUGUCUUGGGGAAUUAAUGAAUCUAGCAGAAGCACUUCUCCACAUUCAGGAGGUGGGUGUGACUGACAGCAUGCAUGGAAGCAAAUUGACCUCCUCUGUGGAAUAUUUUUUCUUGGUAAUAAAGGCUUAGUAUUUCUGUUGGAUUGAAUGUGAAGUUCUUGCCUUGUGUGAAUCCUUUCCAUGGUGGCAGUGUGGUUUAAAAUUCUUACGUCUACCCACAAAUAACAUACUUACAAGACAGUAAUUUGAUGCACUUGAGGUGGUUUUUCUUCUUGCUUAUAGCAACAUCAGUACAUUAUCCUCAGGCUACCCUUUGUUUACUUUUUAUUUAUUUUUAUUUUUUAUUUAUUUUCUUUUGAAGAUGCUACAGAAGCUGUGUGAUAUUACGUAUACACCUUGGAAAGGUCAUAUAAAGUUAGGGAAAUCUGCUUCUCUGAGACUUAUUCAUGUUACAGAUCCUCAUAAUGGCCAACAAUUGACAUUGAAAUUGAUUGCAAAAGUUCCUUGUGAUGUAACACGCUUUGAGAAUGCUGAAGCAUUAAUUCAUAGAGAGUUAUUAAAAAAAAAAAGUAUUUUUCAAGUAGCUCAUUUGGAUUUUGGAGAAUGAAUAUCUUUUGUAAUUACUGCAUACUGUUGGUUUUUUUAAUCAAUGUGGAAAUGUUUACAUUGGAGGCAGACUUCUUCAGUUGUCUCCACACAGAUUUCAAAACAUGAUUUAAUUAAAUAAUUACUGGUA